UUCGGCUCCCGCAUCCCUCCAUCCGAGCCUGUGCCGCAGCCGCAUCGCCACCGCAGCCCCGGCAGAGCCGAGCCCGGCCCAGGCCCCUGCCCCUGCCCGGCCCUCGGCUCGCCACCCCCGGCCCCGCCCCCGUCCGCGGCCCCCCCCCCAGCGGCUCCGGUGCCCCCCGGCGCCCCCAGACUCCGGCCUCCAGCACCGAGGCAGGAGGCAGGGAGCAGCAGCAGAGGCAGGAGGACGAGGAGGAGGAGGAGGAGGAGCCGUCGCAGGAUGAAGGAUCGGACUCAGGAGCUGCGGAGUGCGAAAGACAGUGAUGAUGAAGAGGAGGUGGUCCAUGUGGAUCGGGAUCACUUCAUGGAUGAGUUCUUUGAACAGGUGGAAGAGAUCCGGGGCUGCAUUGAGAAGCUGUCAGAGGAUGUGGAGCAAGUGAAAAAACAGCACAGUGCCAUCCUGGCCGCCCCCAACCCAGAUGAGAAGACCAAACAGGAGCUGGAGGACCUCACCGCAGACAUCAAGAAGACUGCCAACAAGGUUCGGUCCAAGUUGAAAGCGAUCGAGCAAAGCAUUGAACAAGAGGAGGGGCUGAACCGUUCCUCCGCGGACCUGCGCAUCCGCAAGACCCAGCACUCCACACUCUCCCGGAAGUUCGUGGAAGUAAUGACCGAAUAUAAUGCGACCCAGUCCAAGUACCGGGACCGCUGCAAGGACCGGAUCCAGCGGCAGCUGGAGAUCACUGGAAGGACCACGACGAACGAAGAACUGGAAGACAUGCUGGAGAGCGGGAAGUUGGCCAUCUUCACCGAUGAUAUCAAAAUGGACUCACAGAUGACAAAGCAGGCACUGAAUGAGAUCGAGACGAGGCACAACGAGAUCAUCAAACUGGAAACCAGCAUUCGAGAGCUGCAUGACAUGUUUGUGGACAUGGCCAUGCUCGUGGAAAGCCAGGGUGAGAUGAUUGACCGCAUUGAGUACAACGUGGAACAUUCCGUGGACUAUGUGGAGCGAGCUGUGUCUGACACCAAGAAAGCUGUGAAAUAUCAGAGCAAGGCCCGGAGGAAGAAAAUCAUGAUCAUCAUUUGCUGUGUGGUGCUGGGGGUGGUCUUGGCGUCAUCCAUUGGGGGGACGCUGGGCUUGUAGGCCCCCCCAUCUCUCCCAGACCCUUCCCCCACCACAUUGGGAGCAAUACCCCCACCAUCCCCUUCCAUCCCCUGCUCCAGGCUCACCCCCAAGACAGACCCAGGCAGCCCCCCCUUCCCACCCCCCGUCAGACCCUGGAGUCCCUGGACCUCACCCCGCCAUGGACCACCCCUGCCCCCGCACGUAGAUAGCAGCAGGCGUGAUUACACAUGCACACCAACAUGCAUGCCGCCAGCACAUGCUCGAGACGUGUGGACACCCCAGCGUGUGUGUGUACGUGUGUAGAUGUGUGUAGAAACACCAAAUCACCCUUCUGCCCCCCCCCUCCCCCCCCCCCCCCGCCUCAGGUCUGUGUGUCUUCUGAGCUUCCCCCUUUCACUUGGGUUGUUGUGUGUAGACUGUGGCCGGGUAUAACACAGCAGCCCACCAAGCCCCGCUCUGUCUUCUGUGAAUAGAUGCGUGUGUGUGUGUGUGUGUGUGGCCACAGAUCCACAGACACACAAUUCGCAUACAUGGAA
Neofelis nebulosa (Clouded leopard) is the source of this 1652-nucleotide messenger RNA. It is a transcript of the gene STX1B, whose product is annotated as syntaxin 1B. NCBI's taxonomy places the organism in Eukaryota, Metazoa, Chordata, Mammalia, Carnivora, Felidae. Gene Ontology annotation, cellular component: endomembrane system; plasma membrane; SNARE complex. Bases 268 to 1134 code for a protein of 288 amino acids. The transcript has 10 exons. Gene Ontology annotation, biological process: intracellular protein transport; vesicle fusion; exocytic insertion of neurotransmitter receptor to postsynaptic membrane. Gene Ontology annotation, molecular function: SNAP receptor activity; SNARE binding. The record is from RefSeq and is a predicted model, not a curated record.